AUGGGAGGGCAAAUUUUGGGGUACAACAGUUUGGAUUCGAGAAUUUGUCUUUUGCUUUUGAUUAUAGUAUCUGAUGUGGAUUAUUCUAAUGGUCCAGUUUUACUGUUUCACCCGCAAAGACACUUGUUUGGGUGCGCCCUACAACAUCAGGCACACCACCAUCUCCUCGUGAUAGAGAAACUAAUUCAAAAACAGUGUGAGCCUUUACCUAGAAGAAGAAGUUUCGCAAAAUCGGUUUCAUCUAAGGUAAAAUUUCUUCAUCCUUUUCCGGUUUCACUAUGGAAGCCUGUUAGUAAUAAAACAGUGAAUUGGAAUGGUUUUAACUGCAAGAGUUUUGAGUGUUUGAAUGGUAGGAAACUGAAUAGAGAUUGUGUUCAUUGCUUUGAUUUGGUUAAUGGAUAUGAGAAUCAAAGAUUUGUUAAGUCUAAUAGUAAGAAUGAUUUUCUUGUUGAUGAUGUUUUGCAAUUAGGAAAUGGUGGGAUUAGAAUAGGUUUUAAUAUUGGAAUUGGUUCGGGGUCUUUUGCGGAGGUUAUGUCUGAGAGGAAUAUUACCGUGAUUACUAGUACUCUUAAUGUUAAUGGUCCUUUAAAUGAGUUUAUCGCGGCGAGAGGACUUUUUCCGGUUUACUUGAGUUUGGAUCAUAGGUUUCCGUUUGUUCAAUCUAGUAUUCAACUUAGUAAUAGUAAAAAAUAA
Vicia faba (fava bean) is the source of this 693-nucleotide messenger RNA. NCBI's taxonomy places the organism in Eukaryota, Viridiplantae, Streptophyta, Magnoliopsida, Fabales, Fabaceae. The record is from the annotation of a GenBank genome assembly.